AUGAUCACAAAGGUUCUAGUUCCUGAGUUUGAGGAAGAAAUUGGGCUCCCUGAGGUUGAACGUCUGACUAAGUUUGUUAAUAUAGUCAAUGCAUUACCAAUAAACGGAUCUGGAAUUGCUGGUGGUUUGGGAUCAAAGCUAAUGGAUGUGCCUAAAGAUGUCGGAAAAGCUAUUGCUAAUUGUGACAAACAAGAAAUCCUGCAGUCCCUGAAAAGGCUUCUAGAUAUUUGCAAACAGAAAAAGUGUGCACAUCAGAAGCUCCUGACAAUUGAAGCUCAAAUUGGUGUUGCCAAGAUGGCUGUUGGUAAGGAUGAUGAGGGCAAGACAAACACAAAGGGUAGCAACAAGGACAGUGGAUCUAGAAAGAAGUGCGAGACAGAGGUUACUAACAAGGGCAAAAUAGAAACAAUGGGUAGCAGUAAGGAUGAUCGAUUUGCAAAUAAUGGCUAG
Molecule: messenger RNA, 450 nt
Organism: Miscanthus lutarioriparius
Lineage: Eukaryota; Viridiplantae; Streptophyta; Magnoliopsida; Poales; Poaceae
Source: the annotation of a GenBank genome assembly